This is a messenger RNA of Paralichthys olivaceus (Japanese flounder), 1605 nucleotides long. The record is from RefSeq and is a predicted model, not a curated record. Lineage: Eukaryota; Metazoa; Chordata; Actinopteri; Pleuronectiformes; Paralichthyidae.
UUCACUCAGAACCACGGUGUGGACGACAGGAGCUCACAGGUGGCGCUGCUGCGAGCUCAUGCCGGAGAACAUCUCCUGCUCGGUGCUGCAAAGAGGUCCAUGCUAUACAAAGAUAUCCUCCUAUUAGGAAAUGACCACAUCGUUCCCAGAAACUGUCCGGAGCUGGAGGUGGGCAGGGUAUCAGUGAGGAUCCUGGACGAGCUCGUGCUUCCGUUCCAGGAGCUCCAGAUAGACGACAACGAGUACGCCUGCUUGAAGGCCAUAGUUUUCUUUGACCCAGAUGCCAAAGGUCUGAGUGACCCUGGAAAAAUCAAGCGGAUGCGAUACCAGGUCCAGGUUAGCCUGGAGGACUACAUCAACGACCGGCAGUACGACUCCCGAGGCCGCUUCGGGGAGCUGCUCCUGCUGCUGCCGACACUACAGAGCAUCACCUGGCAAAUGAUCGAACAGAUCCAGUUUGUCAAACUCUUCGGCAUGGCCAAGAUCGACAACCUGCUGCAAGAGAUGCUCCUCGGAGGCUCUGCCAGUGAAGCUCCACAUGCACCUCACUGUCUGCACCCUCAUCUGGUCCAAGAGCACCUCAGCAGCAACGUCAUAGUGACCGGCAACAUACCGACGCCCAUCCACAAUGGUCAAAUCUCCACUCCUGAAACCCCGAUCCCGUCUCCGCCUACUGCCUCCAGCUCAGAACAUUAUAAAAUGGCUCAGGGGGUCAUAGCCACUGCGCCGAAGCAGCCAACCUCAAUCCCUCAGCCCACCAUUACAAAACAAGAGGCCAUCUAACAACCCUCUGAAUUCUUAUCCCACCAGUUUUUAUAUUGUGUUAGAUCAUUAAAUGUAAGUUUAUACACAAUCAGCAUCGAAGCUGUUAACUUGACUGAAACAAUGAGGUAGCUACACAAACAGAAUGUAAUUGCAAUUAUGUCCCUUGCAGAUUAUGAGUCUUCAGGGAUCUAUUUGUUCUCACAUGCAGGUGCCGAGGAGCUGCACUGACAGCCACACAAAACCAUCAGCAUUGAAACCGUCGGUCUGUGAGAUCGACACUUAGAGACACACGAUGUUGUACAUAGAGUUUGUUCUUGGGUGACAUCACAUCAUUUAGCAUGGCCUCAGUGUGCAGAAAGGAUUUUGUUAGGCGUGGUGAUGCGAUCACGUCACUACUUUAAGAAUGUUACAACUGGCCUUACACUGGCAUGUAUUUAGUGUUGCACAGUAUUUUUAUUUUAUGUUCGUUGGUGGUAAAAUGUUUUCACACGUGAGCUCAGAAAGCGUAACGUGCUGGUCUCUUAAAGAUUCUGUGACAAGGCUAAAAUGUACGUGGUUGGUUUUAUACGCCAGAAAAUGCAUAUUUACAAAAGUAAAACAUGUUGAAAUUCUCUGUGGUGCCACUUUGUGAAAGUCACACACAGACACACUGAGGACGUUUCCCAAUGAUGUGUUGUAUUGGUUUUUAAAAUAUAUAUUAUAUUUUUUGUUUAGUACUUUGUCAUGGUUUAACUGAUGGAAAUAAUUGUGCCUUGUAACCUGUACUGCCUUUUAAAAACAGGCAAUGUUUCGCCUUACAAUGUGAACAUGAAAUAAUAAAUCUCAAGAUCUAUUUUUACA